Acomys russatus (golden spiny mouse) is the source of this 1602-nucleotide messenger RNA. RefSeq names its product NADH:ubiquinone oxidoreductase complex assembly factor 7 (gene Ndufaf7). Gene Ontology annotation, biological process: mitochondrial respiratory chain complex I assembly. Lineage: Eukaryota; Metazoa; Chordata; Mammalia; Rodentia; Muridae. The coding region runs from base 60 to 1370 and encodes 436 amino acids. The record is from RefSeq and is a predicted model, not a curated record. The transcript is spliced from 10 exons. Gene Ontology annotation, molecular function: protein-arginine omega-N symmetric methyltransferase activity. Gene Ontology annotation, cellular component: mitochondrion.
GUCAGGAAAUACCCUUCAUCUCCUCCUCUGGGGCGGAGCUUGGCCCCAAGGUGGUAGGAAUGACUGCUUUAGUGAGACGCGGCUUGGCCCGCGUGGGCAUUCCCUGUGUUUGGAGAGGGAAAUGUUUCAGCUCCGGGAAUGAGCAGGCAGAGAGCAACCAGGUGACACCGAUGCUGCGGCAUCUUACGUAUAAAAUAAAGUCUACAGGUCCCAUCACUGUGGCCGAGUACAUGAAGGAGGUUUUGAUCAACCCAGCCAAGGGAUAUUAUGUGCAUCAUGAUAUGCUAGGAGAAAAAGGAGACUUUAUUACUUCACCUGAAAUAAGUCAAAUCUUCGGGGAGCUACUCGGGAUAUGGUUCGUUAGUGAAUGGAUGACCUCUGGAAAAACUACAGCUUUCCAGCUGGUGGAGCUGGGGCCAGGCCGUGGUACCCUCACAGCAGAUAUUUUGAGGGUGUUCAGUCAACUUGGAUCUGUGCUAAAAAACUGUGACAUUUCAGUACACCUAGUAGAAGUGAGCCAAAAGUUAAGUGAAAUUCAAGCAGUGACACUGACAGAGGAGAAAGUCCCACUGGAGAGAGAUAUGGAGUCGCUGGUGUACAUGAAAGGUGUUACGAAGUCUGGGGUUCCAAUAUCCUGGUACCGAGACCUGAAGGAUGUCCCUAAAGGAUACAGCUUUUAUCUCGCACACGAGUUUUUUGAUGUUCUUCCUGUGCAUAAAUUUCAGAAGACCCCACAAGGAUGGAGAGAAGUGUUUGUUGAUGUCGACCCACAAGUUCCUGAUAAACUGAGGUUUGUCUUGGCGCCGUGUGCGACCCCAGCAGAAGCCUUCUUACAACAUGACGAAAGAAGAGAUCAUGUGGAAGUGUGUCCCGAGGCAGGCGUCAUCAUCCAGGAACUUUCUCAGCGCAUUGCAGUAGCUGGAGGUGCUGCCCUGAUUGCCGAUUAUGGUCACGACGGAACAAAGACAGACACCUUCAGAGGGUUUCGUGGACACCAGCUUCAUGAUGUCUUGACUGCUCCUGGAACAGCUGACCUCACAGCUGAUGUGGACUUCAGUUUCCUACGCAGAAUGGCACAAGGAAAAGUAGCCUCUCUGGGUCCAGUGGAACAACGAACCUUUUUAAAAAACAUGGGCAUUGAUGUCCGGCUCAAGAUUCUUUUAGAUAAAGCAGAAGAGCCAUCGGUGAAGCAGCAGCUACUUCGAGGGUAUGAUAUGCUAAUGAACCCUCAGAAGAUGGGAGAAAGAUUUCACUUCUUUGCCUUGCUUCCUCUUCAGAGACUUGAUGGUGGAAGUCAAGAAAGGAAUGCCUGUCAGUCAAAAACCCCCACCUCAUCUGUAGCUGGGUUUGAUGAACUUGUUUGGCAGUGACAUUUCAGCUUGGAGUUUUUCUUCCUUAGUAUGGAUUAAAAGUCAAAAUAAAGGAAAUUUACUUUGUAUAUUGAAGGUAAUAAGUGUUCAAACAACCUGUUUUAUAUAAAUACAAUAAAAUGGUAGAAUGUUCAAGGUUAUAACUCUUGGUAUAACUGUUUUCAACUUAGUGAAGUAAUUUAUUGUGAAAUUGUUUCCUUUAAUCAAUCUAGUUGCUGUUUUUACUUUUUUU